AUGACUACCGCUCCCACCAGUGUCGCUGCUGCCCCCAGCAAUGCCAACCACUACUUCAGCGAGGUGCACAAGACUCAGUCUACCGCAACAACCCCAGUCUCUACUCCUGGACUCAAGGCUGAGGAGUUUGAGAACAACACACGCAGACCUACUGCCCUGAGCACUGACUUCCCCAAGCCCAACGAGGAAGUCGAUGUUGAGACCAUGCUUGACCGCCAGCCCGGUCGCUGGACCAUCAAGGGACAGAUGGAGGCCAACCAGCGCCGUCAACAGAAGACCCUCAGCGACGAAGAGGCCAAGGCCCAGCGCCAGCGAGACUUUGAAAAGGCCAAGGAGGAACUUCGUGCCUCGCUCCGAAUUUAA
This is a messenger RNA of Fusarium pseudograminearum CS3096, 363 nucleotides long. RefSeq lists its product as uncharacterized. The transcript has a single exon. NCBI's taxonomy places the organism in Eukaryota, Fungi, Ascomycota, Sordariomycetes, Hypocreales, Nectriaceae. The record is from RefSeq and is a predicted model, not a curated record. Bases 1 to 363 code for a protein of 120 amino acids.